Labrus bergylta (ballan wrasse) is the source of this 2083-nucleotide messenger RNA. It is a transcript of the gene rxrgb, whose product is annotated as retinoid X receptor, gamma b. The record is from RefSeq and is a predicted model, not a curated record. Gene Ontology annotation, molecular function: zinc ion binding; nuclear receptor activity; retinoic acid-responsive element binding. Gene Ontology annotation, biological process: cell differentiation; retinoic acid receptor signaling pathway; regulation of transcription by RNA polymerase II. Gene Ontology annotation, cellular component: nucleus. NCBI's taxonomy places the organism in Eukaryota, Metazoa, Chordata, Actinopteri, Labriformes, Labridae.
UGUUGGAGCUUGAUAUCGACCACUGUUGUCAUUGGGAGAAGCCCUGUUUUGCCGCCCCCCUCCCCCUCGCUGGGCCCCCGUGUAGAGCCGCCUCGCAGAGUUGAGUCGGACUGGGAGAGGAAUGCGCUGGGAUGCGGAGCAGCACCAACUGUAGGAAAUCGACACAACAACUCGCACAGUAUGGACAGUAAUGAUCCGUAUUUACACCUCAUUUGACAUCGAGCCAACACUCAAGUCCCAGUCCUGCUCCUGAGUGACUGGCGCCCUGCCAGCUCCCCACCUGCACGGUAGGCAUGUGGCAUCCCGUGGCAUCACCUGCAACUGGAGGCAGCCCUGGGCGGGAGAUAGGUUAUGGCCACUACUCUACAGGUCCAAUGACCACAGCCCACAACCACCCGCCUCACAUGGGUGGCAUGGUGGGCCACCCGUCCGUCAUCAGCACCUCCAGACCCUUACCAUCCCCAAUGUCCACCUUGGGCUCGCCGAUGAACGGCCUGGCCUCACCUUACCCCGUCAUCACAUCUUCCCUGGGCUCACCUGCUGUAUCUCUGCCGUCCACACCCAGUAUGAACUUCGGACAACUCCACAGUCCACAGAUGAAUUCCAUGAACAGUGUUAGCAGCUCAGAGGACAUCAAGCCUCCACCGGGCCUACAGAACCUGGGAAACCUCAACUACCAGUGUACGAGCCCUGGGGGAAUGUCAAAGCACAUCUGCUCUAUUUGUGGGGACCGCUCCUCAGGAAAGCACUAUGGUGUGUACAGCUGCGAGGGAUGCAAAGGCUUCUUCAAAAGGACCGUUCGCAAAGAUCUUACCUACACGUGUCGAGACAUGAAGGAGUGCCUGAUUGACAAGCGGCAGCGAAACCGCUGCCAAUACUGUCGCUACCAGAAGUGCCUGGCCAUGGGCAUGAAGAGAGAAGCGGUGCAGGAAGAGAGGCAGCGUGGGAAGGAGCGGGGUGAGAAUGAGGUGGAAUCCACCAGCAGUUUUAAUGAAGAAAUGCCUGUGGACAAGAUCCUGGAUGCAGAGGUGGCAGUGGAGCCCAAAACAGAGGCGUACAGUGAAGGCAGCCCCAGCAACUCAACCAACGACCCUGUAACUAAUAUCUGUCAAGCAGCAGACAAGCAGCUCUUCACUUUAGUGGAGUGGGCCAAAAGGAUCCCUCACUUCUCCGAACUCCCCCUGGAUGACCAGGUCAUCCUACUACGAGCAGGCUGGAACGAGCUUCUAAUUGCUUCAUUUUCACAUCGUUCAGUCACAGUAAAAGAUGGCAUCCUGUUGGCAACGGGCCUCCACGUGCACAGAAGCAGCGCCCACAGUGCCGGAGUGGGCUCCAUCUUUGAUAGAGUCCUGACAGAGCUGGUAUCCAAAAUGAAAGACAUGCAGAUGGAUAAGACGGAGCUCGGUUGUCUGCGAGCCAUCGUCCUCUUCAACCCAGAUGCAAAAGGUCUUUCAAACCCACCAGAAGUUGAAGGGCUGAGGGAAAAAGUUUACGCUUCUUUGGAAUCAUACACGAAACAGAAAUACCCAGACCAGCCUGGCAGGUUUGCCAAGCUGCUGCUGCGACUGCCUGCCCUGCGCUCCAUCGGACUCAAGUGUCUGGAGCAUCUGUUUUUUUUCAAGCUGAUUGGAGACACACCCAUCGACACCUUCCUGAUGGAGAUGCUAGAGGCGCCACAUCAGAUCACAUGACACCAGUCCCCCCUCCCCCUGUACAUACUCCCAAGUUGUCAGCGACAUGAAGAUGGAAUAAAGAAAGACUUGAUUAAACUGGCAAAGCAGCAUAUUUUGUACCUAGCACAACAUUGUAAUUAAAAUGGAGUAAAAAAUAUUUUGAGGUUGUGUGGUGGGUGGAGCAGUGAGACGGAGGAUGGAGUGCACUGUCAACAUGAAUUCUAAUAGAAUUGUUAACAGAUUUCUGUUGUAAAUAGAUAAUUUCAGGUGUCCAUUUAAAGAGCAACACAAUGCAAUUUAAAAAAGAAUCAUAUUUUAUUCAAAGAGGAAUUGUAUAAAACGGGAAACAUUCUUGCAUUUCUUAAAACACAUUUGAGAAUUCUUACGGAAUAAAGUUAUUUAAAAAAAUA